UUUGCUCCACUGUCAGGCAAUCCAAGUGUGCUGAAACAGCAACUGACAGAAGAGGACAAAGAGCUGCAAUGGACGGUGAUGUUGCGGUUGGUGUGAAGGCAAGCUCAGAGGAGCUCAACAUGUACGGUAGCAGCCCUAACUCUAUGACUGCAAAUGGCAGUGACAGUAAGAAACAGCGUCUGGAUGAAUCACCUCCCUCCAGAGUUCUCCACAUCAGGAAACUUCCCAAUGAAGUGUCAGAGACUGAAGUCAUUGCUUUGGGGCUGCCCUUCGGAAAGGUCACCAAUAUACUGAUGCUGAAGGGGAAAAACCAGGCGUUUCUGGAGUUGGGUACAGAGGAAGCAGCCAUUACCAUGGUGAACUACUACACAGCUGUCACACCACAGGUUAGAAACACGCCUGUCUUCAUUCAGUACUCCAACCAUAAGGAACUGAAAACAGACUCUGCUCUGAACCAGAGAGCCCAGGCAGUGCUGCAGGCAGUGUCAGCAGUCCAGGAUGGAAGCUCUCCAUCAUCUGACCCCGGAGUUCUGGACCUAGCUCCACCCCCCAGCCCUGUCCUGCGAAUUAUCAUCGACAACAUGUUUUAUCCUGUGACGCUGGACGUUCUGCAACAGAUCUUCAGUAAAUUCGGGACCGUGAUGAAGAUUAUCACCUUCACCAAGAAUAACCAGUUUCAGGCUCUUCUGCAGUUCAGCGACCCCGUCAACGCACAGCAAGCUAAACUGUCUUUAGAUGGACAGAACAUCUAUAAUUCAUGCUGUACUCUGAGGAUAGAUUUCAGUAAACUGGUCAACCUCAACGUCAAAUACAACAACGAUAAGAGUCGAGAUUACACCAGACCCGACCUUCCCACCGGAGAUGGAGACUCAACCAACAAGGAUCAUUCAUUAUUGGGUACCCCAUCUGGAGCGCUAGCUUCCUACUCUAGUGGAGGAGGUUACUCAUCUUCUCUCUCCCUCUCGCAGGGUGGAGGAGCCAUCAGUCCCCUGAGCGCUGCAGCGGCGGCCGCAGCAGCCGCCGGUCGCGUCGCUCUGUCCGGAUCCGGAGUGUCAGGAGUCCUGCUGGCAUCCAACCUAAACGAAGAGAUGGUCACGCCUCAAAGUCUCUUUACCCUCUUCGGAGUCUAUGGUGAUGUGCAGAGGGUGAAGAUCCUCUACAAUAAAAAGGACAGCGCUCUGAUCCAGUUGUCAGAUGGAAACCAGGCUCAGCUCUCUAUGAGCCACCUGAACGGUCAGAAGGUGUUUGGUAAAGUGAUGAGAGUGACUCUGUCUAAACAUCAAACUGUGGCUCUGCCCAGAGAAGGACUGGAUGACCAGCUACUAACUAAAGAUUUUUCUGGUUCACCGCUCCAUCGCUUUAAGAAGCCAGGAUCCAAAAACUUCCAGAACAUCUUUCCUCCUUCUGCAACUCUUCACCUCUCCAACAUCCGGGAUGGAGUCGGAGAGGAGGAUCUACGUGUUUUGUUCUCUAACAAUGGAGCAACCGUAAAGGCCUUCAAGUUCUUCCAGGACAGGAAGAUGGCCUUGAUCCAGAUGUCAUCAGUAGAGGAAGCCAUCCAGGGUCUGAUGGAGCUUCAUAAUUAUGACAUGGGAGGAAACCACCACCUGAAAGUUUCCUUUUCAAAGUCCACCAUCUAACCCUCUCACACACACACACGACUCCUACAACCUUUAAGAUUUAUGACGAGCGAGGAAGUCACCACACGUUGUCCUCUUUUUCUGUUCUCCUCUUCUGUGCUAUCCCCCCAAAACCUUUAAUGACGUAGAACUAUAUUUUAUCACAGAAAUGUGUCCAAGCCUUGAAAUCAUUUUCAGUUAAAAUGUUAAGAAAAUUGAAAGGUACAUUUUCUUGACCAGUAGAAGCAGGAGUCCCGAGUUCAAGCCCAAAGUCAGUUUGCAGUGUCCUGCUUUGACCUCUUAAACAGCAGCUGAAAAUGUUGUUUUUGCUGAUCUGCAGUUGUUUUAUUUCUCACCUUGCUGCAGUGAUGUAGAAGUGCACCCCAGGGUGUGUCUGUGCACCGUGACAUCACUGUUGGGUGUGGUUACAGGUGCACACAGCACACUUCUGAUCAUAUCUAACACUGAUAAACCUUCAAACACAGCUUUUAAUUCUGGUGUUUUACACACAGAUCUCUUUUCCUUGGAUUUCUGUUGAGCUGUAAUUAAUCAUCUGCUAUUUUUGUGUACAUUGUGUCUCCACUUGAACCACUCAUUGAAUUUAAACUCCAAAGUAUCGGUCAUUGCUCAUACCUCCAUACAGGUAUGAUCAGUCAGUCAGCAGCUCUCUCAGUGACAUGGUUCACUCCACCAAAUCUCUCUUCCUGUAUUUAAAAAAAAAAAAAAGCUGGUAUAUUGGAUAUUUUUCCAAGCUACCAGCAUAAGGAAGUAGCUGGUGUUGUCACUGAAGGUUAAAGUGUGAUUCAUGCUGCUCUCUCCUCUCAUCUGCAAUGUAAAUACGACCAGUCUGACGUUAAAAACACACAGUGAUACAUUGUAGGGAUUUUUUUAGUAACCUUCACUAGAACAGCUCGCAGCUUUAAAUAAUGUUGCUGCAGCACACAGAAUCACUUUAAAUGUUUAAACACCAGAUGGAACUCAAUACCAACAAAUCCUCAAAGUAGACAGCAAUUCAAAAAUUUCAACAGGCUUUUUUUUUUUUUUUUCUUUAAGUCACUUUCCAUAGCUGAAUAAUCACUUUGAAGCUAUUUAUACAUGAAGCCCAUUUAAUAAAAAGCAUCAAGUUUGUCACAUCUCUUGUAUGGGAAUGUUUAAAGGCAUUCUGGGAGCUAACGAUGCCUGUUUAGGACACAUUUCCUCAAAGUGACUUGGAAUGUAUGGACGUGAACACACUGCUGACAUGUAAUAUUGAGGAUUAACAGGUGGAGCUGUCUGUAAUGUUCCCGUUCAGAUCCCAUCCCAGUCUUUUAGAAAGCUGUGAGUGGGUUCACACACAUACACACAGGUUAAGACAAGGUUUCAACAUGUGAUUCUGGUCAUGGUCUCUGAUUUUUUUGGGAGGAGACCCGUUGGGACCAAAGUACAUGUGCCUUCAGCCUGUGGUCUGAUUUUUUUCUUUUCCUGGUGAUGUUUGUAGACCAUGUGUUGUAAACCUGUAGAAAACAGAUUAUUUUGUUAAUUUUUUUAAAAACAGAUGUGAACCUCGUUUUCUCAGUCCUCUUAUUCUGACAACGUGAAUCUAUUUAUCAAAUCAGAAAUGCACAGAAAUCUGUUUGAACUGAGGUCGUCUUUGCAGUGACUUUUUAUUUUUAACUCAUCUCGGAUUCUUACUUGCGGCAGCAAAGUUUAUUUUCUUGGACAUUGUUGUUUUUUUUCUUCCUUUUAGGGGAUUGUUGUUGUAAAUUUUUCUACUUGAGUUCAGUUUCUUUUGUGAUAAGAUUUCAGAUUAGCACAAAUUAAACAUGUCUUUUCUACCAACAAGCCCAAGUUAAAUUGUGUGUGUGUGUGUGUGUUUGUGUGUGAUUCAGACCAUGUUCAGGCCUCUGCUCUCAUCUGUAUCUUACCUGUCAAUAAACUUCUCUCACUCUGUUCAGUUCUGU
Molecule: messenger RNA, 3559 nt
Organism: Scomber scombrus (Atlantic mackerel)
Lineage: Eukaryota; Metazoa; Chordata; Actinopteri; Scombriformes; Scombridae
Product: polypyrimidine tract-binding protein 2-like
Exons: 17
Coding region: 69-1640 (523 amino acids)
Biological process (GO): regulation of RNA splicing; mRNA processing
Cellular component (GO): nucleus
Molecular function (GO): mRNA binding
Source: RefSeq, a predicted model, not a curated record